GGGCGAGCGAGCGAGUGCGGGCGCGGGAGAGCGGCGCAUCCGCGUCGCGGCUAACGGCUCGUCCUCGGCGCGUGGUGGCGGUGCUGCGCGCGCUGACGUCACCGCUCGAUAAUGGCCGCCGCCCGCCGCUCGCCGGCCCCCCGCGGCACCCGUCGCCCGAGCUCAGUCUAUCGUCGACCCGCCGCCGGACCGAGUGCCUCACACGUAUAGCGCUCCGUGCAUCCAAAGUUCGCGGACCCGAAUGUGAUUCUGUACAGUGUUUUCGUGUGUACCAUGGUGACGGUGUUUUUAUCAGCCGGUUCGAUAAAUCUGUGACAAUUUACAAGAGAAACGAGGAAAACCGAUCUCUCGCGCUCCGCGCUCCACCCGGCGGCGAGAUGUCGGUGAUGCAGAAGAGACAACACUGCUACCUGUGUGACUUGCCCCGUAUGCCGUGGGCAAUGUUGCACGAGUUUUCGGAGGCGGUGUGCCGCGGGUGUGUGAACUACGAGGGCGCAGACCGCAUCGAGGUGGUGCUGGACACAGCGCGCCAGCUCAAGCGUGCGCACGGCUUCCAGGAGGGCCGCGCGCCGCACAAGGCGCAUCGGCCGCCUCUGGACGCUCAUCAGAAUGGCGCCGACGCCCGCGCCCAGCCCGCACCGCCCGCCCACCACGCGCCGGGCGCCGGCUUCACGCUGCACCACCAGCGCCCCGCCACCGCCACCGCCGGCCUGCUGGCCGAGUACGGGAGUCGCCGCGAUGAGCACGAGGGCCGCCGACUGGCGCACCUGCCCGCGCAUCACUUGCCCGCGCACGGUGGGGCAAGGCUUGCCCCUGGCCUAACGCUCAAGAGGCCGCUCGAUGAUGACGACCACCAAACACAUCAUGAGCCAACCAAGAGAUUGCUUGAGGAGCACUCGAGGCCACCGCUGACUCGCGGAGAUUCUCUUCCCGCUGUUUCGCUGGCCGCUGCUUCUUUCGCACAAGAUCGUGUCUUCAAACAGGAAAAACAUCCUUUACGCACACCUUCCUUCGACGGCACAUCAUUCAAAUCAAACGGGACCCACAUCUGGAUAAGUUUGGCAACGUCGCGGCUCGGUGGCGACACGUCCCGCUGCACCACUAGAAAUGUUAUUGUGGCGCAGCCAGCUCCGUCUGCUGCUACGGUAACGCCGCCCCUGACAAAUGGCUCAGCCGGGUCCCCGCUGGGACGCACUGCGGGCUCUCCACCAGUGACAGGAGCGGGAGGUGCCGGACCUUCACCCAUGGCGGCGCUAAUGUCCGUGGCUGACACACCCCCGGGCUCUCCCCGAUCGGCCGGAGGAUCACCACCACAACCUCCGCCGCAACGCUCAGCCAGCCGAUCGAGCCAACACUCACCCAACUCCUCAGGGUCGAACGGCGGGCGGCGGUCGUCGGGCUCCCGGCACGUGUCUUCGACGACGUCAGUGUCGUCGACGGAAGCAAACGAGGGCGCGGAGGCAGCCGCCACUGCACCGACUCCUCUGCUCAAGUGCACACUGUGCCAGGAGCGACUUGAAGACACGCAUUUCGUGCAGUGCCCCAGCCAGCCGCACCACAAGUUCUGCUUCCCCUGCUCUCGGGACUCCAUCAAACGACAGCAGGGAUCUGAGGUAUACUGUCCAAGUGGGGAAAAAUGCCUGGCGAACUCAACGGUCCCGUGGGCGUUUAUGCAGGGCGAAAUCGCGACGAUCUUAGGCGAGGAGUUUAAGCCGAAGAAGGAGCGAGAGACCUAGGGAAACGCAUCGCCGCUCCGAUAUUACCUCUUGUCCCUCUCGAUGUGAAUGCACGGGAGGAGUGACGACUAGCCGCGGCACGCGGCCGCAAGCGCUCGACGCGCGGCUCCGCGGCGGAGCGACGCCAGCCGUCGCUCGGACACACCGACACAUUUGUAUAUAACUUUGUAAAUAUUCAAGUUUAACUUUAGUUCGCUCGCCGGUGGCUGUCGAUUGUCGAAGUAUCGGAAGUAGGUUUCCGCGGUCGUGAGUGGCGCAGGAACAUUCGGCCGCGGCAGUAUGAGCCGUGUGUACUGCAUUGGCCUUGUCGUUUUCUUUGAUUGUUUCGGGGCAGUCGACGAAUCGGGCGACGUCGACGGAACCUCCAGGAUUCUGAAAAGUACAUAUCCGUUUCGAUUAUAAUUAUGUCUCGUCGACCCGCGUUAUUCACGGGAGAAUUGUAUUGAUCUGAAGCCGUUCUCUUCCAGUGUUGUAGUUUCGUGAAAGGGCGGCCCGCGCCAUCCUGUGAGCGGGAUUUAUUCGGAUGCCAUUUUCUUAGUUACCUUUAGGUUCCGAACCAUA
Messenger RNA from Manduca sexta (tobacco hornworm), 2297 nucleotides. Its product is annotated as interferon regulatory factor 2-binding protein-like A. Gene Ontology annotation, cellular component: nucleus. NCBI's taxonomy places the organism in Eukaryota, Metazoa, Arthropoda, Insecta, Lepidoptera, Sphingidae. Gene Ontology annotation, molecular function: transcription corepressor activity. The record is from RefSeq and is a predicted model, not a curated record. Gene Ontology annotation, biological process: regulation of transcription by RNA polymerase II.